Messenger RNA from Triticum urartu, 1417 nucleotides. The record is from RefSeq and is a predicted model, not a curated record. Lineage: Eukaryota; Viridiplantae; Streptophyta; Magnoliopsida; Poales; Poaceae.
UGAGCUGGGAGACGAAAUGGAACGGGGGAAUUUGCAAUCUGUUUUUUUGGGUGUUUUCCAACGCAAGCUCCUGCGUUUUCUUAUACGGCUUUUUUUACAGAUCAAGAUUGAGGCGCUCCAUUUCUUUCCAGCCUGCUUGAGGAUCCCUGGAGAGAGGAAGUGCAAGAGCUAUGGGCAACUCCUGUGUUACCGGCGCCAGCAGCAGCUCAAACCACGGGCAGAGUCUGAAAUCCAAGGAGGCAAGACUUAUUGACAACUCAUGUGUUACUGGUUCAAGCCAGUCAAACCAGGCGCGUUGCCAGGAGUCCAACGGGUCAGAGAUUACCUUCAAAUGGAGGAUCGAUGGUUUCUCAUCGCUUCUUGAUAAGGGUAAAUCAUGGACGAACUCCAGUGUGUUUGAGAUCAGGGGUCAUAACUGGCACCUGAUGCUGAACCCAAGGGACAGAAAGAGUGGCGACGAAAAUGAAUAUGUAUCUCUUAUGCUUGUGCUGUUUCAAGUAUCUGAGAGAUCCCAUACAGUCGUGGAGGCAACUUUCAAGUUCUUGAUAUAUGACCAGUCACAUGGAAAGCACCACGAACAGCAUCAAGUGAGCCACAAUUUUCAGGCUACAAGCAGAAUCUCUGGGAGCCCAUGCAUGAUCCCCCUCACGAAGCUUAAGGAGCAAUCCUCUGGAUUCCUUGUCAAAGACAGCUGUGUUUUCGGUAUCCAGUUCAUUAAAGUUGUCGCUGUUAAAGGUAACGAUGUGUCAGAGACACUGUUUGUUCAGAAGAUUAGCAACAUCUGCAGUGACCCGCAAAUCUACACCUGGAACAUUGAUGAUUUCUUUGUGUUGAAGAACCCGAGCACCUCCCCAGAGUUUGAGCUCUGUGGACACAAAUGGUCCAUCACUCUCUAUCCAUCUGGUUCCGAUAAGAAUGGGAACUACCUCUCCCUGUACCUGAGCACCAAGGUGCCGGAUACAUUCCAUAAGGACUCGGCGAUCCUGGCAGACGUUAGCAUAAGCAUCAAAGACCAGGAAACUGGCAAGCACAUGAAAUUAUCAGGUUGCAGUUCAACAAUCGCGCCUUGACAUGGGGAUGGGAGAAGUUCAUAUCGCUGGAAGACUUCAAGGACUCCUCAAAAGGUUAUCUCGUGAAGACAAAGUGCUGCAUUGAAGCUCAGGUUGCAGUCAUUGGUUCCUCCAAGACGGAGUAGCUAGAUUAUUCAGCCUCCAUGAUAAUGUCAUGUCUCGUGCGUGUGUUCUAUACUUGCUUGAACUGUGUUUCUGCAUCCGUACAAGAAAUCUAAAACUAAUGGCAUCGACAUGUAUGACGAUGUGUCUUUAUGUGGGAGAAGCUUUAUCUAGAUAGAAAUAAGUGCGUAGUGGGAGAGACUACUUACAUAAAAAUUACAAGACACCCUGUGCUUUGUUGUGGA